Molecule: messenger RNA, 4274 nt
Organism: Daphnia pulicaria
Lineage: Eukaryota; Metazoa; Arthropoda; Branchiopoda; Diplostraca; Daphniidae
Product: peroxidase-like
Exons: 23
Coding region: 1078-4209 (1043 amino acids)
Biological process (GO): response to oxidative stress
Molecular function (GO): peroxidase activity; heme binding
Source: RefSeq, a predicted model, not a curated record
UAUUUCCCGAUCCAAUAUGUUUCUUGAAGGGUAGUUAACACCUAAUAACAGAUGAGAGACUCAAUAAGGUGUAGAACAGUGAAAGCAUUGUGAAAGAAAAGUUAACCAUAAGACUGGAUUUAUUCAUUUCACCAUGCCCAUGUGCAGGUUCAGCAUUGCUUAAUAUGACAUGAAUCACAGAACCAAGAUUUUUGAAUCCCGUGAAGAAGGUAAUCAUUCAAAGAGAAAGCCAGGGCUCUUUGAUUUGCAUGGAAUCAACUUUACUUUUUUAAGUCAUCAUUUGUAGAACUGGUAGUGGUAUCUCUUUUCUCUAUUGUUUCAGUCAUUUAUAUCUAAAAAUAAUUUACUUGGGUUUUCAUUGUUCUGUAGCAGAAAUUUUUAUGAUGGUAGUAUUUCAUAUUCCAGUUAAAGUUGGCCAUGAAGGAGAGAAAAUUCAACCGAACCCCAUGAUCUCAUCCAGGCGCUCGAAACAACCUCUUUUCUUGCUACUUGCCUCCACUUGCAAAAUCUCCACACUUUUCUAGACGUAACCAUCGUUCAAUCGUUCAAGUGACUCCGGCAGAGUGGACCUCGUCUGAGAAUGAUUAUCCCAACUAGACAGAAUGGUUACGAUAGCCCAACAAAACUCUUUGAAAAAGAAGAUUAUCACCGUCGAUCUGUCGUGCGAUUUCUCCAAUGAACUUUAUGGAUAUGACGGUAGUGUACAAUUUAACCGUUUUUCUCGAUCGCCUGGAAGCCAUAUUUCACGUGAGACGUCAGAGAAUUGAGUAAAGUGAUAACUUUCUUUCAUAUUAUCCCGACAAAGUGGGGUUAGAAUCGACAAUGUCGGGAAUGAAAGGGAACGGCGUAGGAUGGCCAUGUACUUUUGAAAUGGAAGCCAAAUUGAAGGGGUCGAGGAACAAAGCGACUGCCAUCGAAGUGACCCCUGCAUCUGUGAAUUUUGUCAACAGUCUCUUCGCUUAAGAACAGAAGUUGCCCAAACUAUCUGUAAGAAAUUAUUCAAGCUGUUACACUCCCAACCUAACAAGGAGAAUCGAGACACCCAUAUAGUAAAAAUCAUCGGAGCCGAUAUCAGUCAUGGAAACUGCGAAUACUCCAGUAUUCCAGAUUGUUCUUGUUCUUUUGAGCGUUGUGUCUCAAUUUGCAAACGGGCAAAAUUGGAACACUGGAGACAGGGAUGUCAAAUGGCGAAUGAACUGUGACUUUCCUGGUCACGACAUUGCCCGCAUAGCCAGUCCAGGAGGAAACUGUGGUAGUCUCUGUAUCGCCAGCCCUAAAUGUACUCACUUUCGUUUCUCUCCCGAUGGAUUUUGUUUCCUGAAAGAUGCCACGAUAGACUUUCCAGUAACGAAUACCAGAGAGGGAUCGUGCGGAUUUAUACCCUGGAAAUUCGAAUCGGGAAGAGACCAUUGGAACAGCGAUAAAAGUGGCAUCAGAUGGCUUGCCAAUUGCGAUUUCUGGGGUCACGACAUUGAACGAAGUAGAAGUACCGGAGAAAAGUGUGGCGGCGUCUGCCUGGCUAAUCCCAAAUGCAACCACUUUCGUUUUGACGGCCAAUUUUGUUACAUAAAAAAUGCCCCGCUAUCGACUUCCCGUAUGGCCGUCAACGGCGGAGCGUGUGGAUUUAUCUCGUGGCGAGAUUUCAACAGCAACCAACCCGCAGCAGUCAACUCUUGCCCGAAUGUCGGCGGUUUGUCGUCUAGUUGCCGACCCAAUGUAGAUUGCUCCCUGUGGUACGACGUCUUACUGAAAACCCCAGGAACUUCCUGCAAAUUGGCUAAUAAUGGCCAAGGAACCUGUUGUCCCGAUCUACCCAAUAACAGGCGCACUAGAGGAGUUUUUAUGCAGUCCAUGGCCGUACCUUCUUUGAACAAAGAAUUGAUAUCCAAAAUUAAAUCUCAACUCAAGUCGGCCCUCGAGACGAGUAAAUUGCAAUUCCAGACAAUGCGCGACACGGAAGUCCGUCUAGUAGACAACAACAUCGUCGUCCGUCCCGGCUCUUCUUCUGCCCUGUUCUCACUCGUCUCCCACACGACUCCCGAGACACAGAAAAUCAAUUUCGGGGCUCUGCAGGAAACUUUUAUAGCCGACGAUAUCGUCAAAAGGUUUGGAGUUAAGCCGAAAGAUGUGGCCUCUGUUUUAAGCCAGAUCAACGUUCAGUGUCCACCUCCACCCGUCUGUAAGGCAGUGACUUCACCUUAUCGAACACCGGAUGGAUCGUGUAACAAUAUUAAGCAAUCGACCUGGGGCCAAUCACGCACCCAACUCCAACGCAUUCUCUCCCCAGAUUAUGCCAAUGGCAUCCGACUUCCGCGACGGGCCAAUAACGGAGGUGAACUGCCCAGUCCUCGUUUGGUAUCCGCAACCGUGGUAAGGGACAACCUCAAUCACCCGCACGAAUCCAACAGCUACUGGGUCACGCAAUUCGGCCAAUUUACGGAUCACGACAUAACUCAAACUGUUGCAUCUAAAAUGGAUGAUUUAAAGGACAUCGAAUGCUGUGCGCCCGACGGUCAAUUCCUUGACAGUAGGAACGUCCAUCCGGAAUGCCUACCCAUCGACAUCCCGUCAAACGAUCCGUUUUUCUCCAGAUUCGGUCGCCGUUGCAUGACGUUUGUCCGCUCAGCUCCGGCACGAAGAGCCGAUUGCAAAUUGGGUUACGUCGAACAGAUGAACGACAACACCCAUUUUUUAGACGCCUCGCAAGUUUACGGUUCGGACGAGAAAAAAGCCAAAGAUUUGCGGUCGACUGUCAAUCAGGGCCACUUGAGGGUGACCCACUUUUGGAAAUUCCCUACCGGCCAUCACCAGUUUGACUUGCUUCCGGCAGACGAUGAAUUUACUGCUCCUUGUACGUUGUCCAAAACCCUGUCCGGAAUCGAUCCGCCAUCACACGUCAAGUGUUUUGACGCUGGCGAUCCACGAGCGAGCGAAAUUCCCGAAUUGGCCGUCACUCAAACGAUCCUCAUGCGUCAGCACAACAAACUUGUGGGCCAGCUGGCUGCUCAGAAUCCGCACAGGGAUGGUGAGCAUCUCUAUCAAGAGGCUAGACGCAUUCUUAUUGCUCAAAUGCAGCACAUUACCUACAACGAGUGGCUGCCCAUCAUCCUUGGCCGAGCUAAAAUGGUGGAGCUCGGUCUGUUGACGCUCAAGGAAGGAUUCAGCAACGAUUACGAUCCUAAUGUGAAUCCUUCCAUUGUGAAUGAAUUUGCAACUGUCGCUUUUCGUUUCGGCCAUUCUUUGGUCCAAGGCAAACACGAAUUGUUCGAUCACAAUAGGAAACUUACCGACUCGAUAAACUUACGCAAUCACUUUUUCAAAACGCAAAUGGUGUACACGCCCGGUAAUGUCGACAAGUUCCUCAUCGGAUUGGCGACUCAACCCGAUCAAAGUGUUGACAAUAUCGUCAGCGAGGAGCUGACCAAUCACUUGUUCGAAGAGGAAGGCAAAGGUUUCGGCCUUGAUUUAGUUUCUCUCAACAUUCAACGAGGCCGUGAUCACGGUAUACCUGGCUACAAUGCAUAUCGCGUUCUCUGUGGCCUUCCGCGAGCGAAAAACUUUGACGACCUUAAAGAUCACAUUCCUCAAGGGAUUGUUGACCAAUUCAAGUCCGUGUACGCCUCUGUGGACGAUAUCGACUUUUACAUCGCAGGUAUUUCGGAACGCCGGGCAGCUGGGGCGUUGGUAGGCCCCACUUUCCAGUGUAUCAUCGCCGACCAGUUUUUAAAACUGAAACAGGGCGACCGUUUCUUUUACGAUCUUGGCGGACAGUCUGGCUCAUUCACCGAAAGUCAGUUGCAGGAAAUUCGUAAAAUCAGUUGGGCCCGUAUCAUCUGUGACAACAGCAACAUUCAGACUGUUCAGCCGUUACUAUUCAAAUCUGUAUCUGGAUUGAACCCUAUCGUGAAUUGUGAUUCAACCUCCAUUCCUCGGAUGGAUCUUGGUCCAUGGGCGUCGAGAACGCCCGAUGAAGUUUGGCAUGUCGGCGAAGGUGGUGUCCAGUGGCACUUGGGCUGUGAUUUCACUGGUCACGAUGUAUCCAAUCAGGUUACAGCUGGGGAGAAUUGCGGCAGACUUUGCAUCAGCGAAAGUAGAUGUAAUGCGUUUAGUUUUCAUCAGGGCAAAUGUUUUUUGAAAAACAUACCGACAUCAUUGAGACGGAGUCCGGCGGUCGGAGGGAUCUGCGGUUUCCUUCCGUGGAAAUUUUAAACCCUUUGGUCUUCCUACCGUAUAUUAUUACUAUGGCGAUACAAUAAAUAGUGUUACCAAAGAAA